AUGGAGUCAGAAAACCAAACAGAGGUAGCAGAAUUCCUCCUGCUGGGCCUCUCAGAGGCCCCAGAGCUACAGCCCCUUCUCUUCGGGCUGUUUAUGACCAUGUACCUGGUCACUGUGCUUGGGAACCUGCUCAUCAUCCUAGGGGUCAGCUCUGACUGCCACCUCCACACCCCCAUGUACUUCUUCCUCUCCAACCUGUCCUUUAUUGACAUCUGCUUCACCUCCAUGAUAGUCCCCAAGAUGCUAGUGAACAUCCAGACAGAAAACAAGGCCAUCACCUACGCAGGCUUCCUCACUCAGGUCUAUUUUUUCCUAUUUUUUAUGUGUAUGGACAAUUUGCUCCUCACUGUGAUGGCUUAUGACCGCUAUGUGGCCAUCUGCCACCCUCUGUACUACACGGUCAUCAUGAACCCAUGCCGUUUUGGUCUGCUGGUUCUUCUUUCCUUGCUCAUUAGCUUUAUAAAUGCCCUGCUCCACAGUCUGAUGGUGUUGCCUCUGUCCUUCUGCACAGACUUGAAAAUCCCCCACUUCUUCUGUGACCUCGCUCAGAUCCUCAUACUUGCCUGUUCUGACACCCUCACCAAUAACAUCCUUUCAUAUUUAGUGACUGGCCUUUUGGGUGUGGGUCCCCUUUUGGGGAUCAUUUUCUCGUACACUCGAAUUGUCUCCUCCAUCCUGGGAAUCCCAUCAGCUGGUGGAAAGUAUAAAGCUUUUGCCACCUGUGGGUCUCACCUGACUGUUGUUUUCUUGUUCUAUGGGACUUGUGUUGUAGUCUACUUUAGUUCUGUAUCCUCUCUCCCAUCCAGGAGCAGGGCAGUGGCCUCAGUGAUGUACACAGUAGUCAUUCCCAUGAUGAACCCCUUCAUCUACAGCCUGAGGAAUAGAGACAUAAAGGGAGCUUUAAGGAAGUUCAUCUCUAGUACAGGUUCCUUUUCAUGA
Messenger RNA from Myotis daubentonii (Daubenton's bat), 939 nucleotides. Its product is annotated as olfactory receptor 7A10-like. Lineage: Eukaryota; Metazoa; Chordata; Mammalia; Chiroptera; Vespertilionidae. The record is from RefSeq and is a predicted model, not a curated record. Gene Ontology annotation, molecular function: G protein-coupled receptor activity; olfactory receptor activity. Gene Ontology annotation, cellular component: membrane. Gene Ontology annotation, biological process: G protein-coupled receptor signaling pathway.